UCACUUACUCACAUAAACACACACAUAAAUCGCUAUCGCAAAUGUCAAAACAUAAACAAAAUAAAAUCAUGGGAUUGUGAAAAAUUAAAAUGCAUAAUUAAAAUUGUUAAAUGGUGAUUUUUCAAUAAUUAAAAUCAACAACAGAAUAAAAUGAAAAAGUGCUCAGUACCAAAUUGCAAAAGUGGAUCUGUUGAUCCGAAACGACGAACAUUUGCUUUUCCUAUCUCUCCUGGAUUGAGAGAGAAAUGGCUUAGGGCUAUAGGUCGGCCAGAUUUUAAGCCAACAGCCAACAAUAGAAUAUGCCUGUAUCAUUUCACGCCACAUGAUUUUGAAAGAUACCAUCGAUUGGAUGGAAAACUGACUACUGUUCCACUAUCUAAACCCAAAUUAAAUGACAAUGCUGUUCCAUCGAUAUUUCCGGGAAGUCCUCAUCCUCCCUUAACAGAAACACUACCAAGUAACACAUCGAAGGAUAAUAGCCAACUAUUUCAUGAAAUUUAUCUCAACCUUACGGACUUUGAGGUGAAGCUAGAGUCAGAGGAAAACCCAAUUGAUAUCGAUGUGAAAGUAAUCUCCACUGUAAAUGAUUUUCACUUGUGCAGAAUUUGCGAAUCUACGGAUGAAUUGAUUGAUAUUUCAUCAGAACCGAAUAUUCAUUUUCGUGAGAAAUUAUCUAAGUUAAUGUGCCCAAGUGAUGAUGAAAGAGAUCAAUUACUAAAAUUUAUUUGUCCACAUUGUGGAGAUAAAUUAGAAGAUUUGACCUCAUUCCGAACACAAUGUGAAAUUACCUACAGAAAGCUUAUAGAUAUGAUACCACGAAAGGAGGAACACCUGAAGACUGAAGAUAAAAAUCCUUAUGAAAAUACCAGUUUAGUUGAAAAUGUUUCAAACGUGUUGACUAACAAAGAUCAACAAAACGAAAAUAGUGAUGGCGAGGACUAUUGGGCGGACGAUCUUACAGAAGUUGACACAGUAGAAAAUGAAUCUAGUUUGAAAGAAACACAAAUACCAAUGAAUGAGUCUGAACCCAUGGAUAUUCCACAUCAUAAAGAAACCACAAAUAAUGUUCAAAGUAUCAAUAUUGAAGAAGAUAGCUCGGCUCGAAAGGACACUGAAGAACUGCCAAUAGUACACGACAACGGUAAAAGAAAAAGGAAAUACUACUGCCGAGUUUGCAAGAAAAACCUGAAGAAUGGCUAUCAAUUGGAUCAACACAAUAGAAAGCAUCAGGGUAUACCCUGCAUUUGCCAAUUCUGCCAGGUUGAAUUUUCCGAUCGUGCCAAUCUCAAUCGUCACAUUCGGACAGUACAUGAGAAACGCCGCGAUUACGUCUGCAAUGUAUGUGAAAAAUCAUUUUCUCAGUCCACCGAACGCAAUGCUCACAUGUGGAUACAUGAGGAUACCAAAAAAGACUGUGAUGUGUGUCACAAGACUUUUAAAAGUCAACGUUCACUUGAAAUGCACAAAUGGAGACAUAUUCCACCCGAAGAACGCACGGAGGACAUGCAGAAACGGCUCUUAAGGAAAUAUAAAUAUGCGAAGAGAAAUCAAAUGAAAACACACGUAUGCGCUAUAUGUGGAAAAAUUUCCAAACAUUUAUCAGAACAUUUAUCCCAUAUGCGAGGUCACACAGGAGAAAAACCCUACAAAUGCCCAUACUGCGAUCGGUGUUUCCGUGAACACAACACCCGGAAAUCUCAUAUUCGGCAGCACACUGGAGAAAAGCCAUUCAAAUGCAAUACAUGUGAGUCUGCGUUCCGCCAGAGAACUCACCUCAAGAAGCACAUGCUACUGCAUACGGGUGAGAAGCCUUUUAAGUGUCUAGUAUGUGAAAAGUUGUUCAGGGAAAAAUGCAAUUAUAAGGCUCAUAUGCGAUUGCACACUGGUGAAAAACCAUAUACCUGCAGUGCAUGUCCUGAAAAAUUCAGCAAUCCUCGUGUUUUGAAGAAACACUUUUCAAAUGUUCACUCCAAUGACUUACAUCUGAAAAUUCAAGAGAAAAACCAGCUCGAAGUGACCGAAAAUGAGGAAAAUAUUAAGAAAAAGGUGUUAUCGGGCAAUUGAGUAACUACUGGAGUGAUCAGCUUUGUGAAUUUUGCAAUAUCUUUCUGUUCUAAUAAACAUGAAAUUAUGUAAAAAAAAUAGUUAUUCAGUUAAAAAUCUUAAUAUGAAGUAUCUAAAUAUAAAUGAAUUUAUAAGUCCUAUAGAACUGUUGUAGAACGCUUACGAAAUGAAACAAAGAAUCUCAGCUAAAUUAA
Molecule: messenger RNA, 2258 nt
Organism: Phlebotomus papatasi
Lineage: Eukaryota; Metazoa; Arthropoda; Insecta; Diptera; Psychodidae
Product: zinc finger protein 271-like
Exons: 3
Coding region: 151-2064 (637 amino acids)
Cellular component (GO): nucleus
Molecular function (GO): zinc ion binding
Source: RefSeq, a predicted model, not a curated record